ACUCAGCGCCGACGGCGUUUCGGAGCGAAAAGAAGAAAUUGAUUGAGCACAGGGAGCGCGCUUAACGGAUAGCUUCUGACGCUCGAGAAGAGCGAGAAGCUCUGCACACGAAUAGGAAACCGUUAAUCUGUCCUGCCGCACUCUAGGCUGUCAAAACAUCAACGAGACAUCCUUCGCCCCAGUCCGGCAAACGGAUUUCCUCCUCAAACCAAGUCCUGCGCGAGCCACAAGCGAGCGCUGCGCUUGAAGCAACAUUUUAUCACCGCUCACUCCAUCCCGCUAACGGCUCAGCCCGCAAACGGAAUACAGGGUGCUUCAGGUCACUUGUAAUAGAAUCUUCGAGACUGCACGUCUUUCUUUAAGUAAUCACUUCAUUGACAAAGUGGAGUUUAUCGUCUUUGGAAAGGAGUCGGUUUGGAUUAUACUCGCGCUUGGCGAGUUAAUUUCGCGCCCCUUUUUUGAGGACGUGUUCUUUCUGCCAUUUUUAGUGUGGAACAGCCUAUCUGGGGACUUUCUCAACGUUCUGGAGCAAAGAACGCUUAAAGAACAACUUAACGGAAAUCUGUGAAGUUUUUCGUAUUACAAUCUUUUCUUAUCAAGUGCGUAUGAUAUACAAUGUGUGUGGUGCUAGAGUCUUCGCCUCCCCUUUUCGACCAGAUUUAGUCCGUGUGGUCCCGGAGUAGAGGCUAGAUCGGUGUCUUCUCCCUCUCUCCUCUGUUCUCUUUCCCUUAUUUUCUCAAGAUGUUAUUUGUCUGUUUCUAUGGAAUAACUGGCCAGAAAAGCGACUGAACGACCCCGUGUCUUGUUUUCUCACCUCCGCCUGAAACUGACAGGCGGUUGAGGAUUGGCUCUUCUCCGGAGAAUGCUCAAUGAUCGAUGGGGAAUCAUGAACAGCUCAUCGGAACUCGAAGACGGACAGCGGGGCAAAAACCAGACAUUCUGUGAGUGUGUGCCCAACUCUUCUCAACUUAAACACCGCUGGUCAGACUCAGAUACAGUCAGACAAACAUCGCCCAAGAGGAUGAGUUGUAGCUACCUGCUAUGUACCAUCCUGCUCUUCGUUGCCGUGCUCCUCGCCGUCACAGUCACCGGAACCAUUCUUCUUAUGAACCACUACCAGGCUCCGCCCAUGUCGGAUGGACCGCCCCAUAUUAGCACCAAUCAGGAUGAAGCCAAUGCACUGGUAACAGUUGAGAGGGGCGAUGGAUCACGCAUCAAUAUUUUCAUCGACCCCAACUGCCCCGAUUAUAACAGUAACUUUCUUCGGCUGGAAGGCGUGCAGACGUCUUUGCUGCACUCGCUUACUGACCACGAUACAGAUCUGAAAUCUGUCAAAGGACAGGAUCGUGCGCUAUUGGUCAACUUGGCAGAGGAAGUCGCUAAGCUGUCUGCCCAUGCAGGACAGCUGAAGAUGGACUAUGAGUCGUUGAGAAGAGGACAGAACAACCUGGGACAGGACUUGAGCACACUGCAGACUGAACAGAGCAGACUUAUACAGCUGCUUUCCGAAAGCCAGAUUAACAUGGUGAAGGUUGUGAACUCCGUAAGCGAUGCUCUGAAUGCCAUGCAGAAGGAAACAGGUGGUCUGAAAGCCAGGGUGAAGGCUGACCUGCAGAGGGCGCCAGUCAGGGGUGUCCGCCUUAAAGGCUGUGCUAAUGGCUCUCGUCCACGUGACUGUAGUGAUAUAUAUGCUAGUGGUCAGAGGGAAGAUGGCAUCUACUCUAUUUUUCCCACUCAUUACCCUGCCGGCUUUCAGGUCUUUUGUGAUAUGAGCACAGAUGGAGGUGGCUGGACGGUGAUCCAGCGUAGAGAAGAUGGAUCUGUGAACUUCUUCAGAGAGUGGGACUCCUACAGAGAAGGAUUUGGAAAAAUCACUGGAGAGCACUGGCUGGGUUUGAAACAGAUCCACGCUCUCACCAUUCAAGGCAACUACGAGAUGCGCAUAGAUCUGGAGGACUUUGAGAACAGCACCGCGUUUGCGCAAUAUGCCGUGUUCGGAGUUGGAUUGUUCUCCGUUGAUCCAGAAGAUGACGGUUACCCCCUGACCGUCGCUGAAUACACUGGAACUGCAGGUGAUUCUUUGCUAAAGCACAACGGAAUGAAGUUCACCACAAAGGACCGAGACAACGAUCAUUCAGAGAACAACUGUGCCUCGUUCUAUCACGGCGCCUGGUGGUACCGCAACUGCCACACCUCCAACCUGAACGGUCAAUACCUGCGUGGACAGCACACCUCGUACGCCGACGGCAUCGAGUGGUCGUCCUGGACCGGAUGGCAGUACUCGCUGAAAUUCACCGAAAUGAAAAUCCGACCAACGCGUGAAGAGAGAGAGAGCAAGUAAACAGCGCCGCUACUAUGUGAAGAAGUACAAAAAUACAUGUUUAAAAGACCUUAAUAUGGAACAAUAUUGAAAACAGCAAGGAUGGUCGUUGUUGUUCAUCUGAAAGAAAGCUCGUGUUGAUUGCUUAGCACUUUCGUUGUCUGUUUUGUUUAUUCAUUUUUUGUUUAUUCAUUUGGCGGUAAACUCACGCUGUUGUGUGGCUGCUGUAAGCCCUCCAUGUGACAAUCUUUAAUCAUAUGACCCUGAAGUUUUCUGGAAACACACCCCAGCACUGACUCAGCUGUUUUGACAACAACCACAGUGAAUCAACCGUACCAUUAUCUAGGUAAUUCAUAAAUGGCAAAGACAUGGUGGAACGUUUCCUAACGUCAGUAAAGGGCUUUAUAUUAUUUUCAUACACACACCAUUUAUCCUUUAAAUGUAUUUAAUAUGUUAAACUCACCCCACAGACAUCUGGUAGAUGCAGCUGAUGCCUGCAUUUUCUGUACAUCUGCAAAACAUAUUUUUUGGAUUGCUAUCUAGUAGAUGUCUGUAAGAUGUUUCUGAUUUCGAAUGGAUGUAAAACUGCUCUUUCUAAGACGUUUAGCAGAUGUAUUCCAGACCUCCAGAUCUUUAGCAGACGUCUUACAGACGUACCUGUGCCACUUGGGACACAACCCAAAAUCUGUUUUUGAAAUAGAAGGCUAGUUUAAAUAUGAAAUAUGAGGAGAUUGCAGGAAACAAGCAUAAAAUGAGAGAGAGAGAGAGAGCAAGAAGUAGAGGAGAGUGAAGAGGUUUCUGAGGGAGUUUGUCUCUGUAAGCGGAGCUCAUCUGUCUGAUAGGGCAUUAACAAGCACAUUGGCCACUUUGUCUGAUCGCCAUUGCCAAGUGAUCAUCAUCCAGGCUCUUCAUCUCACACAUACACAGAAGGAGGCCGGCAACACAGGCAGAGAUAUAAGAAAAAUGCGAUGCCGUCCCCACGUCGCCAGAGUGCGUUUCUGACAGUUUAGUGGAGCUGGAGUGUUCUUGGGGAUCUUUUAUCGCCUUGACGUACUUGCUGAUUGAGUGUUUACUUACCAAACGUUCCCUCAAAGACACUCGUACAUACGUACAGUAGGGAAUGUGUUAUUUGCCCUUUGGACGGAGGGCGCGCGCAUACGUUGUUGAUUUAAAUGAGCUGCCCAACUCACCCAGAAUUCACUUUUAAAGGGGGGAUGCAAUGGUGUUUCAUGCAUUCUGACUUCUUUACAAUGUUAAACAUGCUGGCUUCUCAUCCUUAACAUGGUCAACUUGUCAAAAAACACUCCCCCAGCAUUUGUAUAGGUUUCAGAAAGUUUUUUUCGAACUUGAAAAUACGUUUCAUAACAACUUUUCUUAGUCCCUUAGUGAAAGUGAAGUGAAAGUGAAGUGAAAGUGACCUAUUAGUCAGAUAUGGUGACCCAUACCCGAAAUGUGACCUCUGCAUUUAACCCAUCCAGAGAGUAGUGAACACACACACAGCAAGUGGUGAACACACGUACACCAGAAGCAGUGGGCAGCUAUCACUGCAGCGCCCGGGGAGCAAGUGGGGGUAAGGUGCCUUGCUCAAGGGCACCUCAGUCGUUACCCGCCGGCCCUGGGAAUCGAACCCGCAACCUUCUGGUCACGAGACUCUCUAACCAUUAGGCCACGACUGCCCACUGGACAAUUAUUAUUGCCCCCUUAUUGGACAAUUCUACCAGAAAAGCAUGCCCACGUGUCAACCAAGGAGAGCAAGAGAAGGAACACGUCACUUUCACUUGUGUGCAGGAGAGAGCACUACGUUCGUGAAGUUCAGCUGUGUUUGUUUGUUCACUGCCUUUGGGUGAUGGAUGUUAUAUAAACGGUGGAUAUAAUGCUGGAUUUGGAGAUCGUUUAACACUGAUAGAUGGAGCGGUAGACGCACGCGGUAACAUUCCCCCAACCCCCCCCCCAGGCAUCGUAUGUUUUUGGAAAUAAUCAUACAGCUGUAUCGUCUUUUAUAAAUGUGAUCAAACUAAAGUUUCUACUGAUAUUUGAAGGGUACAAUACUAUUCUGUAAGUAAUCAAGAUUAACAUGAGAUAUGCAGAAAGUGUCGGAGUUACGGCCACUUUAAGUGUAAACACAGACACGUGUAUCAGUUUGCUCACUGCCUCCGGGUCACUUUCCAAAGGUCAGACGUCUCAGACCUGAAUAUUGUGCUUUUCCUCAAGUAUUGCUCUGCUCCCCUCACUUACAUCACUCACUUUCUCUUUGUACUUCUCAUCUUCUUCUCAUUUGUUCUACCUCCGCUCUCUCUCUCCUGGAGUUUGUUUUCUUUGGUUCCCCAUGGAAGUCGAAAAGGUCAGCGUGUCCUUUAAUACAAUUACGCUGCUCAUUGUUCUCACGUCUUUGCUCUUUUCUGACUCGUUCCUUUUCUCUCCUCUGUUCUUCUCUUAUUCAUCCCCCUGUAAACUGAAUUAUUCCCCAUUUUUGAUAAAGGUCCAUUUUCAUAAUGAUGACAGUUUCUUAAAUUGUGUAAUGGAGAAAUGUACACUGUUACUGUAACACGAUUAACACACUAACAAAUGUGUUUAUUUGAUUUGAUUUUUGGUUCAGCGUUCAUGUUGACUUGUGAAUGAACUGCAAGUUUGAACACUGAUUCCUUCAUCUUUUAAUUGAAGAUUUUCAUGAGCAGUUUUUGGCGUUUCCUUUAUAAAUGUACCAAGAGCUUUAAGAUAUGUGUAGAAUUUCAUGUACAGUGUGUGUUUUAGAGACGUUUAGCGCAUGUGAAAUGUUUUCUUACGGGAAAUUGACAAAAGUACACAAAUGAAUCGAUGUGAGACGUACAGGUGAAAUCCAUUGAUAAUGCUAGAAUGUAUCCACUGUCACAUGGCUGGGAUCUAAAGAGCUGUUGUGUCUGCCAGGAGCGAUGCUAAAGAACAUUUAAAGCUAUGAGCACAAAUAAUGAGCACAUUACUAGAGAAGGUAUACGGCAAUAUGACAGUAAAAGCAACAUUAGAGGAUGCCGCCGAGAAACUUAAAUGGACACUUGAAGACAGAGAGAGCUCUCGAUCCCCACACCAUCUCUUUCUGUCUCUGGAGUCCCAUCUGACCAUAUUGCUUAAACUACAAAGUCGCCUCUGUCACUCUGUGUCUCUGUUCAGUCCUUCGCCUUCUCUUUUGCACUUUUUCCCUCGUCUCAUUCUCUCAACUGUGAUUUCUUUCUCUCUUCCUGUGGAAUUACUCGGCAAUCAUUCGCUUUUCUUUGUCAUCGUUUGCUUCAGAGUUAACCAUGCCUGCCUGUUCAGCUGUCAAUAACAUUUCUUCAGUCGGUUGCCGUAGCAACCAUCCUCUGAACAAAAGCUAGCAGACUGAAGAAUGAAGGGAAAAGAUGUUAAAUGAUGUAACAAUGUCAGGAAAUUGAGAAAGGACAAAAGACCAGAAGAAACCAGGAGUGCACAUUAUAACAGGAAAGAUUAUUUGUAAUUGAGUGAGUGAGCGAGUGAGUGAUUGAGUGAAUGAAGCAAAAAAAAUAAGUGUAAAGAAGAAAAGUUAAUUGUUAUUUCUGUUAUUGGAUCUUCAUAUUGUGUGCGUAUUAAAAAAGUCAAUAAAUAACAUUGAAAUAAAUGGAUUUCUGCAAUGGCACUGCAUGGAUUUUGAGAUACAUCUUCUGUGCGUGUCUUUUCUGUAUCUUUGUGUUGUUUUUGUCUUUUUUUACAAAUGAGUCUUUGAUUGCAUGAACAAAUACUAAGUUAAGAUCUCAUUUUAAUGAUACAUCAGUGAUAACUGAGCGCUCCAGAAGGUGAGUCAGAUGGUAAUUCAGUAUUUGCCAAGACAGACUAUGUGAGUUUACAGAGUGUAUUAAUACAUUAAUACAUUAAAAGAACCAGUUAAAGUGACAGUUCACCCAAAAAUAAAAUUUCUGUCAUCAUUUACUCACCCUCAUGUCAUUUCAAACCUGUAUGUCUUUCUUUCCUCCACCGAACACAAAAGAAGAAAUGAGAGAAAAUUUGAGAAAUGUUGUUAACUGGCACCCACUCUCUUGCAUCGAUAUGAUUUUAAUGGUUGACUAACGAUUAACAAAGUUCGGGAGAAGCCGAUUGGUUCACAAUCAGCAAUCAUAGACUCUACCCUAUCAGCUCAAGUGAACCAGCACAUAAGUAGACAAAGAUUCUUACCUGAAGCCAUCUCUAAAGGAUUACACAUCCCACCACCUCCCCAGCUCCUCCACUUGAGCUCUUGUUGAUAGCAGGACUCCGGGGGUGAGUUCUGGGUUCGGCCGUUUCCAAGCUUGGUGCAGUCGCUCCUAUUGGGGGGCGGGAGCGUUCCGGGUUCGGAUGGAACCGGCGAGCUCAGAAUCCGCUCCCCGGACAGCACACCAAACACGCAUACUUUUUACCCCUGCUAUCUUCAUCAUCUGCUCAGGCGAACUCGUGAAAUUUGUUCGGUUACCAACAUUCUUCAGAACAUCUUCUUUUGUGUUCUGUGGACAGAGCCGUUUCUUGCUAUAUGCGGACAAUGCGGCUGCAUAGGGCCCCGCAGCCACCAGGGGGCCCCCAAACUGCAAGUUCAGCCUCAUAUUUUAUUAUAUUUUGGAGAAUUAAAAGUACCUGUCUUUAUUUGCAUGUAUUGCAUGCAUUCAUUAUGCAUUCAUUUGCAAAGCAUGUAAGUGUUCAUAGGGUAAAAUCAUGUCAAAAUCACCUUUGGGCUGGGCUGUCACGUGGUAAGUGACGUCUGCCGACAGGUCUGACGGGAUGAUUGACAGCCGCCCACCUUCCACUGAAGUGAUGAGAAUAACGGUAGACACUAAUUACAAUGUCAUCGAAACGUACUUAUGCGUCUGGUGCAGAGAAACGCAAAAAGAAGAAAACCGAUGAAGAAAAACGAUCACAGGAUAAAGGUAAGGCAUUUGAUGUGGGUGGAGGGGUCACAUAAUGCCAACUUUUGAACAAGUUAGUUUGCUACUUUUGUCAUGCUGGCUAGCUCAGCUAGCCUCAGAUAAAUGUGAGCUACCUCAGCUAACGGGCUAUGAUUGUUUGUUUGUAUGUAAAUAAAGUCAGCUUUAUCCAGAGUUUGCUUUACAAAAAGGCUCAAAUAAAUGUGUCACAAGCAUAGACCUCUGUGCUACUAUUUUAUAAAUAAAACCAAUUAUUAUCAGACUGAUUAUUGUUACUUUUAGUAGUAGUAGUAGUAGUAGCAGUAUAGCAGUGGAUUAUUCAUAUAGCACUAUGAAUUUUAAAUGUGCUAUGAAAU
Molecule: messenger RNA, 7553 nt
Organism: Triplophysa rosa
Lineage: Eukaryota; Metazoa; Chordata; Actinopteri; Cypriniformes; Nemacheilidae
Gene: fibcd1b
Product: fibrinogen C domain containing 1b
Exons: 8
Coding region: 863-2341 (492 amino acids)
Source: RefSeq, a predicted model, not a curated record